Messenger RNA from Mytilinidion resinicola, 1179 nucleotides. RefSeq names its product DAO-domain-containing protein. The record is from RefSeq and is a predicted model, not a curated record. The transcript is spliced from 3 exons. Gene Ontology annotation, molecular function: sarcosine oxidase activity; flavin adenine dinucleotide binding; saccharopine oxidase activity. Bases 1 to 1179 code for a protein of 392 amino acids. Lineage: Eukaryota; Fungi; Ascomycota; Dothideomycetes; Mytilinidiales; Mytilinidiaceae.
AUGCAAUCAAAUCAUCGCAAGGACAAGAUUGACUUCCUCAUUGUGGGAGGAGGAUGUAUUGGCACGUCAACAGUGGUUGCAUUGAAAAGGAAAUGGCUAGAGGCACGGAUCGUCUGGUAUGCCGGAAAUCACGAACACACUGCUUCAAACGACUUUCUCAAGAUCAUCCGCGACGCGUACCCUGAUCCCAUAAUGGUCGAAUAUGCAAACCGGGCGAUGCAAAAAUGGAAGACCGCCCCUUAUUGCGACUACUUCCAUCAGACAUCGUGGAUCCAGGCAAUUGAUCGGAAUACAAAGAAGACAAUGAACAAGGGGCAGAGCGACGAGAAGGUGACAAACCAGCAGAUGAUGAGUCUUGUGGGAUCCACUGCGGAACCACUGCUCAGCACGACAGAAGAGCUGUUCCUCAAUCGAAAUGUGGGUUAUGCAGAUUCAGACCUAGCUGUGCAAGCGGUGUACGACAAUCUUGCAAAGCUGGGCGUGGAGCUGCACAAAGAAAAUGUCACGAGGCUUGUCAUCGAGGUCGGGAAAUGCGUAGGAGUUGAAGUAGGCGAUUCAAUUGUUCGAGCCGAAAAAACAAUCGUGUCAGCAGGAGCGUGGACUCCUAGCCUACUGGAGAAGUCGGACGUUGCUGUCCCUCCAGGGUUCUUUCAGGUCAGCGCGGUUGGUGUGGCCGUACUUGAACUGAGUGAGGAGGAAUUCAACGCUCUGAGAUCUAUGCCGAUUCUCGUGACCGAAAAUGGCGAAGUCAUGUUGUCGAGGGCACACAAAGUUCUCAAAAUGACAACCACGGAAACAUUUCGGAUUGGACAUCCGGAUGAAUUGAGCGAUGCAGUCGACAUCACGCCUAACCGUGAAGUGUUGGAGAAAAUGCUACCACAAUUUGGGGGUAGAGAGCUGAAAUCUUUUAGUUGUCCUGACCUCCUUACCCUAUACCAGUAUCCAAUCGUGGACGAAGUGAAAGGGAUCCAGCAACUCACCCUUGCAACAGGAGGGUCGUAUCAUUCGUACAAGCUCAUGACGAUCAUCGGAGAAAUUGUUGUCCUACGCAUUUGUGGGGAGGAAAGUAACGAUGAGUUGGAGCGAACAGUCCAAGCUCGCUGCAAGUGGGAAAGACAUGAAGGAAUCCAACCAGUACAUCCGAAUAUAGUUCCCAAGCGUGAGAUGCCACUUAAGUAA